This is a messenger RNA of Sipha flava (yellow sugarcane aphid), 3414 nucleotides long. RefSeq lists its product as uncharacterized. Lineage: Eukaryota; Metazoa; Arthropoda; Insecta; Hemiptera; Aphididae. The transcript is spliced from 15 exons. Bases 115 to 3414 code for a protein of 1099 amino acids. The record is from RefSeq and is a predicted model, not a curated record.
UUGUUUGUUUUGUUGCUAAUUUUCAUUAAUUUGGUGUCCUUAAAUGUAUGAUACAUUUUUUAUACAUAUAUGUACUUAUUUGGAACUAUUUAGUGUAAUACAAAGUCGUCAAAAAUGAACAAAGUAAAAUGGAAUGUUGUUGUUCUUGCUAUGAUAUUGGAUUUGGUGUUCUGCAAAUUGGAAUUGGAAAUAACGAAUGGUAAAAUUAAAGGACAAAUUUUGAAAUCCAGGGAUGGACGUUCAUUUUACUCCUAUACGGGAAUACCGUACGCGAAACCACCAAUUGGAGAACUAAGGUUCAAGGCGCCGGAACCAGCCGAACGAUGGAAUGGUACACUGGAUGCUACGAAAAAACCAAACCGAUGCUUGGAUAAACAAAUAUCAGGAUGCAAUGAAGAUUGUUUACACUUAAAUGUGUAUUCUCCAAAAUCUGAUAAAAAUCUUUUACCAAUUAUGUUUUGGAUUCACGGCGGAAGUUUUUCUGAGGGUUACAGCGGAACGUUCGGACCAGAAUAUUUUAUGGACAAAGAUGUAAUUUUAGUUACGAUAAACUAUAGGCUUGGUGUAUUAGGGUUUUUAAGUACCGAAGAUGAUGUGAUAACCGGCAAUUACGGGAUGAAAGAUCAAGUCGAGGCAUUGCGUUGGGUACAGAAAAAUAUAAUUUAUUUUAAUGGCGAUCCUAAUCAAGUGACGAUUUUUGGCGGUAGUGCAGGAGGCGCUAGCGUAGGAUUUCAUAUGUUAUCACCGAUGAGUAAAGGUCUUUUCCACAAGGCUAUAUUGCAAAGUGGUACUCCGGUUUGUAGGUGGGCUAUUUUACCUCCUGGAAUUCCUCGUAAACGAGCUCAUACAAUUGCCACUAUCGCAGGAUGCAAUUAUAAUACUUCAGAAGACAUAUUAAAUUGUUUGAAAAAACUUCCAGUUGAUUAUAUUGUUAAUGUUCAAAAUAAAUUAUAUGCUUGGUUCCAUCAUCCCGCUGUAUUAUUUAAUCCCGUCGUUGAAAAUUGUAAUUCAGAUCAUAAUGGAUUUCUUUGCAAUCAUCCAAUUUACGAUUUCAAACAAGUAUCUUUUGUGCCCGCUAUUUUUGGUGUUAAUUCAGGCGAAGGUGGAAUGUUUGUUUCUUCUUUAUACAAUAGUACAUCCCUGGUUCGUACAGAAUUCCGGGAAAAUUUUAAUCGUUUACUGUCCAUUAUAUUACACUAUAAUUACUUUACUAAAGAAGAAUACAUAGAUGAAAUCGGACAACUAGCAUUGAAAGAAUAUUUUCCAUCGGGUACUGUAAAUGACGAUUCUCAUUGCAAUAGUACUAAUAUUUUUACAGAUGAGGGUUUUAUUCGUUGUACUCUAGAUAUGGCGACACAAUUGUCGUCGCCCGUCUAUGGUUACUAUUACGAUUAUCAGAAUAAUUUUUCGUUUAAUCGAUACUUCGGUUCUUGUGAAAAACCGCUUGGAGUCACUCAUUGUGAUGAACUCACUAGUAUAUUUAAAAUGAGCACUAUAAAUCCUGAUGAUUUAAAUGCAAAAGACUUGGAAGUAUCGAAACUAGUUGUCAAUAUUUGGUACAAAUUCGUUAGUUCUGAAACGCCUACUAUUGAUGGAUCAGAUGGAGGAGAUGCUUGGCCAAUAUUAACUUCUAAUAAAAAAUUAACUUUUCUACAUAUUAAUUCAGCGCAACCAAAAAUUAUUCAAAAUCCUUUUGGAGAAAAAUAUAAAUUUUGGUACCGAAUUUCUCAUUAUUUUCAAUUACGUCAAACGUCGUUAUGCAAAUUACCAUACAUAAUAUUAUUAUGGAAGUUCAUUACUGUCCUAGUAUUUUUCAAUUUUGCAUACGGCAAACUGGUGGUGGAAAUAACGAAUGGUAAACUAAGAGGAAAAAUUUUGGAAUCUAGAGGUGGACGUUCUUAUUAUUCUUAUACGGGUAUACCAUAUGCAAUACCACCAAUCGGAGAACGGAGAUUUAAGCCACCCGAGUCAGCAGAACCGUGGACCGGAACAUUGAACGCUACGAAAGAAUCAAAUAUAUGUACUCAACAGGGAUUUACGGGUGGUCAAGAAGAUUGCUUGUAUUUGAACGUAUACUCACCGAAAACCGAUAAAGGAUUCUUACCAAUAAUGUUUUGGAUUCACGGAGGAGGUUUCAACUGGGGCCAUAGUCGUUCCGAUUUAUACGGCCCCGAAUAUUUCAUGGACAAAGACGUGAUAUUGGUAACGAUAAAUUACAGACUUGGUUUAUUAGGAUUUCUUAGCGCCGAAGACGAUGUGAUAACCGGCAAUUACGGAAUGAAAGAUCAAGUCGAGGCUUUGCGUUGGGUGCAGAAAAAUAUAAUUUAUUUUAAUGGCGAUCCUAAUCAAGUGACGAUUUUUGGUGGUAGUGCAGGAGGCGCUAGCGUAGGAUUUCAUAUGUUAUCACCGAUGAGUAAAGGUCUUUUCCACAAGGCUAUACUACAAAGCGGUACUCCAGUUUGCAGAUGGGCCAUUUUACCUCCCGGAAUCGCCCGCAAACGUGUCCAUUCGAUCGCCACUAUCGCCGGGUGUAAUUAUGAUACCUCAGAAGACAUAUUGAAAUGUCUCAGAAAACUACCAGCUGAAUAUUUGAUGGAUCUCCAAAAUAAAUUACACCCAUGGCUCGAUCAUCCUUACAUUUUAUUUAGUCCUGCUGUUGAAAACUGUUAUAAUAAUUAUCAAGAAGCGUUCUUAUGUCAUCAUUCGCUUUAUGAUUUCAAACAAGAAUCUUUCGUACCUGCUAUUAUUGGUUUGAAUUCAGCCGAAGGGGCACUGUACGUUGCUCCUCUGUGUAAUAAAACGUCGCUGUUGCCCGCCGAAUUUUUCACGAAUUUUAAUUAUUUGGUGUCCGUCGUAACAAAUUACAAUUUCUACACAAGGCCGGAACACAUUGACGAAAUUGGAGAGAAAUUGUUAAAAAAGUAUUUGUCAAAUGGACGAAUUGAGGAUCACAUACAUUUGAACGCGGUUAAAAUGUUUACAGAUGCAAUUUUUUCUCAAUGCACUUUUGAUAUGGCAUUUAAAUUGUCCUCUCCUGUGUAUAGCUAUUUUUACGAUUAUCAAAAUGAGUUUUCGUAUAAUAAAGUGUUUGGAUCAUGUGAAGUACCUUUAGGAGUCGCCCACGGCGAUGAACUAAAUAGUUUAUUCAAAAUGAGUAGUCUUAAUUCAAACGAGUUGAAUGAAAAUGAUUUUAAAGUUUCGAAACUAAUCGUCAAUAUUUGGUAUAAAUUCGUAUCAUCCAAUAAGCCUACAAUUGAUGGAUCAGAAAAUGGUUUAGCUUGGCCAACAUAUACUCAAACAAAUCAAGUCAUGUUGCAUUUGAAUUCAAGUCGUUCUAGUUUAUUUCAAAAUCCGUAUUCCGAUGAUUACGAAUUUUGGAAAAGCCUUCCUUUUGAUUUUAAAGAUAAAUUAUAA